Molecule: messenger RNA, 20102 nt
Organism: Pelobates cultripes (western spadefoot toad)
Lineage: Eukaryota; Metazoa; Chordata; Amphibia; Anura; Pelobatidae
Source: the annotation of a GenBank genome assembly
GUCCUUUUAAGAUUUCUUGGAAAUUUUAUAUGCAUUGUUUACUGAUAAAGUGAGUGCAUGUGUCCCUGAUCAGUCUUUAGAAUGUUAAAACAGAUUGCAUAACAGGAAAUUAAGGAAGUAAACAUACUAUGGGAAUCCCAUUUUCUACAACGCAAUGUUUUGAGACCAAGAAAACAUUGUUGUAAAUCAUUUCACAUCAUAGUUGGAAGCUAUUCUACACAGGAGGGACAUUCUUAACCUACCCGGAUUAGUACCUUUAGGCUUGUCUAUUUUAAAAGCUUCCUUAACGGUCACUGUCCUGAAUGGUAGGAUGCUCUGGAAAAUCAGCGUUUGGAUCCUAUUAGUUCUCUCCCAAGUUGGAAUCUUGGAAUCUGAAGGUAAGGAAAAUAUGUUAGAUUGCUCACAGGUCAGUAUGAAUAAGACAUAGAAAAUCUAUGUCAAUUUUAUAUUGGUACGUGAAAAUAGAAGAUGAAGUCAAUUCUACCAGGCUUUUACACGCACUGGUACUUUUACAUUACAUUUUUCAGAUGCCAAUGAUAGCACAUACAAUGACAGUUUUAUACGAAGAUGCUCAGAGAAGGUUCAUAAAGAAUGUUAAAGUAAAAAAAUAUAUAGCAAGGAUAAUAGCCUAAAACUUGGGUGUAUGGAGUCCAGGAGCUGGCUUAUAUUGAGGAUUCAAGUUCAGAGGUUGGGGUAAAUACAAUGGGUUAAAACAUAAAAUGUUAUAAAGUGAUAAACAUAUAUUAAAGGGACACUAUAGUCACCUGAACAACUUUUGCUUAAUGAAGCAGUUUUGGUGUAUAGAACAUGCCCCUGCAGCCUCACUGCUCAAUCCUCUGCCAUUUAGGAGUUAAAUCCCUUUGUUUAUGAACCCUAGUCACACCUCCCUGCAUGUGACUUGCACAGCCUUCCAUAAACACUUCCUGUAAAGAGAGCCCUAUUUAGGCUUUCUUUAUUGCAAGUUCUGUUUAAUUAAGAUUUUCUUAUCCCCUGCUAUGUUAAUAGCUUGCUAGACCCUGCAAGAGCCUCCUGUAUGUGAUUAAAGUUCAAUUUAGAGAUUGAGAUAUAAUUAUUUAAGGUAAAUUACAUCUGUUUGAAAGUGAAACCAGUUUUUUUUUCAUGCAGGCUCUGUCAAUCAUAGCCAGGGGAGGUGUGGCUAGGGCUGCAUAAACAGAAACAAAGUGAUUUAACUCCUAAAUGACAGGGAAUUGAGCAGUGAAAUUGCAGGGGAAUGAUCUAUACACUAAAACUGCUUUAUUUAGCUAAAGUAAGUUAGGUGACUAUAGUGUUCCUUUAAGAUGAAGAUAUUGUAUCUUUAAAAAUGUAUCUAAUAAAAUUAAAUUAAGGUUUGAAAUUAAACGUUAUGAAGUGAUAAACAUUUAUUGGAAUGUGGAUACUGUAUCUUUAAAUAAAAUUAAAGUUAAAACUAUAAAGUGCAGCGAAUGUAUACGGUGUUGGUAUCUAAAUCUCUGUAAUAAUACAGGAUAAAUGAUAGAAUGUGGAUCCACAUUCCAAUAAAUGUUUAAUUUCAAACCUUAAUUUAAUUUUAUUAGAUACAUUUUUAAAGAUACAAUAUCUUCAUCUUAAUAUAUGUCUUUCACUUUAUAAAAUUUUAUGUUUUAACCCAUUGUAUUUACCGCAACCUCUGAACUUGAAUCCUCAAUACAAGCCAGCUCCUGGACUCCAUACACCCUAGUUUUAGGGUAUUAUCCUUGCUAUUUAUCUGAUAGGUUUUGGUGAAUUCCUAUUUUUAUCCAGUGUGAGCAGCUUACUGCUAGUCCGACUCCCUCUCCUCUGUGUAUUGCAUUAGGCAUACCAGUAUAUUAUUCUUUUUUUAAAAAAUAUACACCCUAUAUGAAAAAUACUAUUUUGGUUCUUAAUAAAUUGCUUUGAUUUCACAACACUGUUUUGAAUUGAGAUCCCACCUAAUGUAAUAUCCUCGGAGUUCAGCAAAAUUAAUUAUCUGUGCUAUUUUUUAGCAUAUGCUAGUUACUUAAUUUUCUGGCACCAACAAUGUAUUAUUUCCAUUUAAAUUCAUUGCUAGGGUAGUUUAUAAGGGUAGUUAUGGUGACAAUUCUAAACUGCUUGAUUUGUGCAUUGCUGAUUUGAAACUGCAUUUGGAAGAUUAUUUGUUUUGUAAAGGAAAUGCUUAGGUAAGAGCAAUUUUUUUUUUAGUUUGUUCCCUAAAAUUAUUUAAAUGUUGGUCUUCAGCUCCUUUUAUUCUAUGUUGUAACAAAAGGGAAGUAUUACAUAACGAGAGUAAAACAUAAUAAAUUUCUUGCUGAUUGAUGGAAAUACAAAAUUUACAUGACAUGCGCAUAGUCGUCUCCUUGGCAUAUUCCAAAUAAACUCACCAUCAGACCACUCCCCAAUAAACAUGGACACCAAUAUUUCUUUGGAAAAUAUCACAGCUUUUAUUAAAUAUAAUUUUCACACGUAAGUUGAAUAAAGAAUAAAGGGGGUCAAAGUCAAACAAACACACUUAAAGACAUUGAAGCCCAAUACUUUUCCAAUGUAAACAUUUACAGACAAUGACACACACAGAAAUGACAGCAAUCUUAACAUAACAUUUACCAUACAACACACCAGUUACAACAGCCACCAAGAGCAUCCUUAACCACUUGUAGAGGUAUACUGAGAUACCGCUACACACCUAGGUUCAAAGCUACUGACAAGCUCGAACCUACCCAACAAAUGCAAAGCUAAUUAUUGCUCCUGAACUUGAACUUCCCUACCUUACUAAGCCAACGUACCCCAAUUAUCCUAUCUGUCCCCCGCCACAGCACAGCGCUUGACCCCUCAAGCUAUCUGAGCACCCCCCGGCCUGCCUCUAUCUUACCUGAAAACCCAAGUUCAAGAAGUCCGUGCCCACCUCAGAAAGAUGUAUGCCAUCAUAUUGGUAAUAGCCGGUGAAGCAGAUCUUCUAAAUCCUUGUGCCAAACUACAACACCCCCUGACCAAACCGCCAUUGACUGAUUGAUCUUAAUGCGACUUGUAGCUAUGGCCGCAGAGAAUCUAGCAAAUGCUAAGUCCCAAGUCAUUACCCCCAGCAUUGAUUUAAAUAAAAUCCGGUACAAUGCCUUGCCUAAUUCCUAAACAGUUCAGCACAGAUGUCCCCCCAACAAAAGCCACAGAAACUAAACCAAUGUAAUUCAAGUAAAUCACAAGAAAUAUCCAGCUGUCUGCCUUUUGGUCGAACUGAGCCUCUCUGUCCCACCCAGUAGACGAACGAAUGCCCUACUAUCAAGGCAAUUCGACCUAAAAUAGAAGAGAAAGAUAGCAUCAACACAUAAUAAGCACUUCCCCCCAGCCGACUACACUAACCAAUCAGGUAGAACAUAAGACCUGAACCUCACCAAUUCCCAUCACCCAAUCUUUUUAACAAGGUCAUCAGUAAAAAACAGCCGUGCCACUUCUGUUGCUGCCCCAAUCCGAAAUGAAUGUGUACCAAACUGUGACGAAUCUAGGCUCAAGUGAAAAAGACAGGAAAACUGAUAUUUGGAUAGAGGUGACCCAUCCUUUUGGAUGAAAAACGGACCACCCGUCUGCGAGCAAACCGCCAGAUACCGGGAAGCAGAGGCGGCUCUCUAAUUAGACUGUUUAGGUGGCCGCCUAAGGCCUUGCGCUGGCUGCCUAAACCGCCUGAGGGCCGACUGUGUCGGGUCCUUGGUCAGUGACUGAGGACCCAACCCCAGGAGUCGGCCCGGCGGCUUGCUCAGUAUGCUGCCGGGUGGGAGGCCCCUCCUGUCUGCCCAGCCAGCCAUUAGACACCGGUCUGCAGCUCUGCAGUGAUCAGAUUGUUGCCAUGGGUUACCACGGCGACGUUUUGAUGGGUCUCGCGAGAUUUAUGGUCUGCAGCUCUGCAUAAUGGCCACCGGACCACCAGGGAACAUCAUCCCCUUCACCCCCCUCUCACUCUCAACAUCACCCCUCUCACCUCAACAUCACCCCCCCCUCACUCAUCACCCCCUCUCACUCAUCACCCCCCUCUCCUUCUCAUCAUCACCCCCUCACUCACAGCCUCCCCAGACACACUGUUGGCAUCCCUCACACUGUCACCCCUCCCACACUGUUAGAUUCUUCAUGCAUCCACACUCAAAUUAACCACUCGUAAUCCUGUUAAUCUCACCCCCCUCCAAACUCACCCCCCCUCACUCUGCCACACUUACCUCCACUCGCCUUGUUCAAACCAUGUCAUACUCCCUACCCCUCAUUCUCUCUCACAACCCCCCCGUCCAUUAUGAGGGGGGGCGGGCGUUGUGAGAGAAACCAUGUCAUACUCCUUUCACCCUGUCAAACUCUCCCUGCCACUGGUACCACUUUACUCACCUUGACACAGUCACCAGCUGAAGACAUUCAUCAUACACACAGUCAAGAAACAUAGCUUUGCCAUAAUCACAAUGCACAAAGGCUACAGGCAGACGCACAUACACACAACACACUUCAAGCAGCUACCCCAUACACAUAGGGUCCCAGACAAAAAACGCAAACAUGCUCAGAGACAUACAUUCACACACACACACAGAUACUCUCUGCCAGACACACUCUCAGGCACAAACAUAGGUAAACUGUGCAUCAAUGUGUAUUUAGUGCAUGUAUUGCAACUCUAUUUUUUUCAAUUUUUUUGUUAGUGAGACCUCAUAUUUGAGUUUCGCUUAAGGCCUUAUAAAGUUUAGAGCCGCCUCUGCCGGGACAUGCCCUCGAGCUGGGUAAAUAAGACAAUUUAACCAAGCACCCCUUACUGAACACAUCUGUUUUCGCACGGCUGAGAUUAAUACUAACCUUAUCUCCCCAGACCCUCACAUCAUAAAUCAGAAUGCCCCCCUUCCGAUACCGGCUACUACUCACCAAUUCACUGAUACGAAAAGCUCCAAAAAAUGCCCAAACAAAUGCUAAGGAAAACAACACUUCGUAGUGAGAAAAACAAAGUCCCUGUAAUGCCUCAAGCAGCAGGAGAAGCAAAUUAAAGGAGAUCGGUCUCCUGGAAUCGGGAGCUUUUUUACCUUUACAGUAACCUUGGAGGGCCAGACGGACCAGAAAAAGCUUCGUCCAGUCUUCCCAUCCAUUUAAUUUGAAGAGGAACGCCAACGCGGCUAGAUUACGAUCCAUAAUCGACGGGGAGGCACCUGACACAAACAACCAUAAUAGAACAUCUAAACGUACCUCCGCGUAAUGAUUACCCUCAAUACAGCCGCACGCAGCAUCCCAUGAAUCCCGUACUUUACUGUACACACUCCACGUAUAAUUGGUGCCAAUGACUCUCUGAUUAGCCCUCCAAGCAUGAAGUCCCGAGACGCCACAGUUCGAUCGGGCAAGGUAUACCUUCUGCCUGGGCUUCCAGAGCUUGUGCAUGGAAUUUUGCCCACUGGAAACGAGAAAGUUAAUUUAACGAAUGCGUUCAAGAAGCCUGGCACAUGACGUGCAUGAAAAACAAUAUUAAAUUGCAUAGAAUGUAGGACAAAACAACAUAGCAGCCGAACCACUGGGACUGAAGGAGCUGACAAGUUAUUUACUGCGUCCACUGCCGACAUGUUAUCGGUGAAGAAGACAACUUUCUUGUCUCUCAAUAUGGGCCCCCACAGUGACAAGGCCACCAGUAAUGGAAACAUUUCUAAAAAUGUCAAGUUCCGAAUGAGUGUGCUAGCAGCCCAAGAUGAAGGCCAUUGUACAACACACCAUUGGCCAGCGAAGGAGGCGCCAAAGCCAACACUACCUGACGCAUCCGUGAACAGUUCCAAUUCAGGCAACGAGACUGCUGUAUCCUGAAAGAAGACCCGGCCAUUAAAAUCUCACAAGAUACACUCCCAAAUUCCCAAGUCCUCCUUCAUGGGACCCGACACCCUGAUGAAAUGAUCUGGCGACCGUAUACCACAGGUGGCUUUUGCCAAGAAUCUAUUGAACACCCCUCCCCCCCACUGGGAUCACCCGACAUGCAAAAUUCAAGCGCCCGAUUAGCGACCGCAGCGUGCGCAAGGUCACUUUUCUUAGACGCACGACCUCCGCAAUGACUUUCCUGCGAGUCACCAACUUAUCCUACGGUAAAUGGCAUUUGGCAUUCGCCUUCCACAGAGUAAAUUUCAAGGCCUAAGAAACUCAGACACGUCGAAGGCCCUACUGUUUUGUCACCCAUUCCAGUGUUCUUAAACCGAUCCUGCAGGUGUCGGAAUUUGAGGGACCGACACAUAAGAAGUUAUCCAAAUAAUGGACCACAAGUUUCGGGCCCGCCUGCCUCUUGAGAACCCGUUCUAGGAAGGUGCUAAAUUUUUCAAAGUGCGCACAUGAGAUGGAACAGCCCAUGGGCAGACAAAGAUCAACUUAGUAUUUUACCUUGAAGCAAAAACAUUGUAAAUGGUAAUACGUGGGAUAAAAGGGCAACAGGCGGAAUGUCGAUUCCACAUCAGCUUUUGCCAUCAGUGCACCCGGACCCGCCUUCCUAACCAACUUGACUGCGUGGUCUAAUGAUUCAUUGGAAAUUGAGCAGAGUGCCCCAUUGAUAUCAUCAUUUACUGAUGGCCCUUUAGGAUAAGAUGGGUGGUGAAUCAAGAUGAACUUUCUCGCUUCUUUCUUGGGCACCACGCCUAAGGUGGAAACUUGUAAAUCCUGGAUCGGCGGCUCCACGAAAGGCCCCACCAUACACCCCAAUUGUACCUCUUUAUGCAAUUUUUUGCGCACAUCUUCGAGGAAAUCAUUCACCGAACGCAGAUUAUGUAAACAACGAACAACUAAACGCCUCCGCUACUGGACCUGGAAGCACUCCGCUUGCGACUACUAGCCAUAAAAGGUGAGCCAAGGUUACCUAUAUCCUGGCCAUAAUUAGGGGAGACACUGUCAUUGCUGCAUUCCCUGCUCCCACGGCAGCUCCCGGUGCCUACCACCUCAGCCACAUACACUGGACCUUGGGGAGCUGAUGAAACACUCCUGAGUGUGGCUACCUCUGCCCACCAGUUUUCUUGUGGACCUAGGGUCACCCCCAUUGUCUAUUAUUUGUGGGGGCACCCUGUUGGGAUGUAAAGUUACUGUGCUAGUCUCUGUGCUCUGCCUGAAGUCGCCAUGCAGCAUUGUAGGGCUGUUUGGAAGCUGGGGGAAUAAGCCAUGGGGAGUUUAGGGCCCCCUGAGACAUUCCUGGCUUUGAAAUGGGUCCCCCCUGCUUUCCCCUCCCCCACCAUGUAAGUAUUGUCCCUGUUGGCCGACACACCCGGAACUGCCUGGGCUGAUUCCCUCUGUUUGCCGGCCCCUGCCUGCUUCCAUUGUGUUCUUAGCCUCCCAGGAGCGCCUCUGAUGGCUAGGGGCUUCCUAAAGCCGCAUUCCAGUAAUCCUUUGCAACCGCCUGAUAUCGCGGUGUCGUGUGAUCCUGGCCGCACACCUCUCUUUGCGGCGGGCCUCCAAUGUGUGGUUUGUCCGCGACCUUGGCGAGUAAGUACCUUCUCUCUCCAUCCUAAAUGCAGGGGGUCACUCGGGAAGGGGUUCUCCGCCAGAAUUGUAAUGGAUCAUCCCCAGGGCUGAGUCUCUGCGGCAGCAUAAUCCGUCGGGAUGUCCAUUGCGCCUGGAUCACCGCCAGGCCUGCUGCUCCAAUUGUAGUCAUCAAACGGUCCUGCAUCCGAGCCACACCAUGAUCCAUCACGGCCUCCCGGACACUGGCAAGGAAGGCCUCCACAUCGCGCUCUGCAUCCAUGGAACCUGAAAGACAAAAAAGAGAGAACUCCACACCCACAUUUUGCAGCAAAAACAGGUAAGUGGGAUUUAAAUUAGAAAGAGGGCUUUACCUAAAAUAGCCGCUAUUUAUAUGGCUAUAGGCCACCUCUUCCCAACUUCCCUAAUCCACUCCCACCAUUCCAUCUGCCUGCCUCCCAGCUAAGUCAAGGCCCACUCCACUUAGCUUCUUCAUCUACAGAUCACAAGGCAGAUGUUGGCAUGUUUUGUGCUCUGCAGUUCUGAGCAAUAAUUUUUUCACAAUUCUCCUGUUAUGUUUUUCUGAAUAGACAGAUGAGCACUGACAGACAAUACUCAAACUCAAUCCCAAAAUUCUGCAGGCACAAAAUUCACAAAUACAAGUAGUCUCUGAUCAAGUCCUUGUGAGGCACAAAACGCGUAGGCAUUGUAGUGACUGUGCCUUUCCCCUGCUCUAGCCACAAAUUUAAAAAGAAGCAAUAAGGAUACUUUGUUUUGAACUAGUUUUCUCCCUGCUUUUUUGGCUGUUUAUAUGUUGCAAAUACAAGUGGUACUUGUGUUGAUUCGAAUUUCCCCUCAAUUUCAGCUAAGGUUAAAGGUGCUGGUCUCAGUAAUGGUUUUGGGGUUUGUGGAGAUAAACAAGUGUAAUUAAGCACUUUUUUUGAACAGAACAUAAACCAUACCAUCGGUCCAUUUGGAUCACAAUUCAAGCUUUGUUUUAAAAAAAAUCCAUGUCUCGGAUUUUACAGGGCAACCAGAAGACAUACAUAAGACGUCUUGAGAGUUGUACCCCAACACGCAGGAAAGAGAAAACCCACAAAAGGUGGAUCCGGAAGAUGUAUUUCCGAGCCUUAGAAUGGCCAGAUUAACGUAUUAAUAUUGUGAGAUACAAGGUCAAGAAUAAAUCAAGGUCAGGAAUACAGAAAUCAUGAGUCACAUACCAAGCUGGGUCAGGAUACCAGAAAAUAGAUGUCCUGCCGCGCGGCCGCAUGGACCGGUCAGACCGUGCAGCAGAAGGAGGGCUGCGCAGCUCAAGGUAGGUGAGUAUUAGCUACAGUAGGACACGCUGGCGCGUGGAACGGUCGGACCGCGAAGCUCGAGGGAAGUGAGUACAUGCUACAACAUGCCCAUGAUAGUAUAUAGGUGCUCACUCUGUGGAUCUAAGUUCCCCCCAUUUUAGCCGUACUAUCUGACAGAAGGAUGAACACAGAGGAUCCAGAAAAAAAACGGAGCUAAGCCAACAGCUAUCCCUACACUUAAUACAUUACACUGUGUCAAACAUUGCUGACCAAAAUUGACAUCUAUUGUGUGGAAGUAACAAAUAUCAAUAUUAUCUGGUUUGAAUGCCAUUCAGUGCCUGAGUGACAGCAGAUCUACUCAUCCAAUUAAUGCCAUUAAAAUACAGAUGACACUACAGUUCCUAAUGUCUACCACAUUACUUAUAUAAACAGUGAAAUCCUGAUCCAAGGAUUGCCUGGAACGUAUGAAAUUAUUUUGCACAUAACCGGUGGAUAAUGUAAGGGAUAAGUAUAAACACUACUGCAAGCUAUAGUAUUUCUUUAAUAAACCAUUCCCCAUCUUCUCCACAUAAUUUAUUACCAUUAAAAAGUUUGUUUUAACUCCAAAGUUUAAGCCCUUAAUAAAGAUGUUAAAAAAAUGUUAAAUUCUUGAUAUGAAAAAGAGCUUUUGAACAUUCCUUAACAACCCUGUCUCUAGGUCCUAAGAACAAUUCAGACAAUAGGAGGCCAAAGCCCCUGGUUCCAAUAUAAAAAUAAUGCCACCCUAACUCCCCGGUAACUGUUUUAUUUCCCUCCCAAUGUCUAACCUGAAAUAUUCAACAAAAACAUGCCAAGAAAGCUCAUCUAUAGAACAAUCUAAGUUAAAGUCUAAAUGGUAUGAAAUCAAGAAGUAUUGAGAGUACUAGUUGCUUACUAGUUGUUCUUUGGCUGAAUAUGUAGAUUUUGAUGUGUGUAUCCUUGCUAGAUCCUCCAGGGAAGCUUGGGGUCCAGUGUUGGACUAUAAGUUAUCCAGAAAAGAUUCGAUGCACCUGGGACUUCAAACCCAAUGCAUACUUGCCUACCACCUUUAUCACUACUUACAGGUAAUAAACCUUUUCCAAAUGAUUCAAUACUGUUAGAACUUUCUAAAUGUAUAAUCUACAAAAAUUCCCAUAGCCUUCAAUGGUGACUUUUGUAGAUUAAUCAUUUGGAAAGUCGAGCAUAUUAUAUAAUCUUGUAUGGACACUAGACUGCAUUAUCUGGAGCUGAUCAGGCUACCAGACUAUGAUGAGUAUGUAGAUGUUUGCAAGUUGCAACCCAAGUAUAACUUCAUUUCACUAUGGGGGUUAUUUUAAUUUUUUUAUCCUCAGAAUGGGUUUGAUGAGUUCUGAACCACCGAAGCUGUGUGUCCAGUCUGAUCAAGAACCACAGAGCUGUUUGAUCACGGAUUUUCAGAUGUUUGCAGAUUACCCGUACAUUCUUAACGUCACAGCCAUCAGCCCACUAGGUGGCACCACACAGCUUUUUCCUUUCAUCGUGGAGGACAUUAGUGAGUAAAGCAUUUUGACCUGUCAUAGGAUAUAUGUUCUAAAAUUAAUAUUAAUGGUUUAUCUACUUUAAUGUAAAAUGCUCUAAUUUAUUGCUAAAACCCAUAAAAUUUUUACUUUUACAAGCAUGCUUGUUACAGUCUUUCAUUCAAUAGCUUAACAAAAAAACACUGGAGAAAUUUUCGAUCUUUAUUUGAAUGUGAAUAUAUUUAUUUUCAUUUUGUUCCCCUUUGUUUUCUAUAAUACUCGUGGACUCCUAGUACGCCCAGAUCCACCUGAGAAUGUCACACUGUCCAACAUAGUUGGGGAAAAAAAGAAGCUACUCUUACACUGGUAUCCCCCACGAUCAUGGUUGUAUCCAGAGCAAUUUCCUCUGAUGUACAAAAUUCGUUAUAAAAGGGCAGGUGCAAAGCAUUACAAAACGGUAAGAUACCUGUUAACAUUCACUAAAGAGAAUUUAAAGGGACGCUAUAGUCAGCAAAACAACUUUAGCUUAAUAAAGCAGUUUUAGGUGUAUAGAUCAAGUUUAAAUUUACUGCCAUUUAGGAGGGUAAAUCACUUUUGUUUCUGUUUAUGCAGCCCUAGCCAUACCUACCCUGGCUGUGACUGAAAGUCUGCAUGAAAACAGACUUGUUUGUAUCUCCUGCUCUGUAAAUUUCAGUUUAAUUACAGGAGGCUCCUUCAGGGUCUAGCAAUCUAAGAGAGCUGGAAAUAAUAAAUUCUAAAUUAAACAGAAUUUGCAAUUGAGGAAGUAUAACCAUUAGAUGACUUUACAGGAAGUGCUUAGGAAAGCUUUGUAAGUCAUUUGCAGGGAGGUGUGACUAGUGUUUAUAAACAAAGUGAAUUAACUCCUAAAUUGCAGAGGAUUGAGCAGUGAGACUGCAAUGGUAUUAUCUAUAUUACUGUUUCCUUAAGCUAAAGUUGUUUUGGUGACUAUAGUGUCCAUAUAAGGUCAAAAUAGCCAAACUGAAAGCAGAAUCGAUUUGGGGUUUUUACCCUCCUCCUAUCUUUAUUUAUACAGCUUAUGCUUUUACAACACAAGAAAAAUAUGAAGUUAGUGCAUAUCACAUAAAUGUAUUACAUUCUUACUUAACUGAAUCACCACUUUUUUUUUUAAUAAAGAAAAGUAAGAUAAAGUUGGUAAUUUCUGGAGCUAAAAGAGUAAAGGGACACUCCAGGCACCCAGACCACUUCUGCCCAUUGGAGUGGUCUGGAUGCCAACUCAUAACCCUGCAAGUGUAAUUAUUGUAGUUUUUAUAAACUGCAAUAAUUACCUUGCAGGGUUAAGUCCUCCUCUAAUGGCUAUCUUAGAACACGAAAAGUGUUUUAAACGACGCUGGAUGUCCUCAUGCUAUGCAUGAAGACCUCUAGCGUCACUGAAAUCCCCAUAAGAAAGCAUUAAAUAAUGCUUUCCUAUGGAGAGGUCUAAUACGCACGCGUGGCUAUUGCCGCGCACGCGCAUUAGGUCUCCCCCGCUGGCUGUCGGCGGGGGAGAAACAUGGGCGAAGCCUGACCCAGCUCCGAGGGAUAUCGGCGCUGGAAUCAGGUAAGUUGCUGAAGGGGUUUUAACCCCUUUGGCAACAUUGGAUGGAGGUGGGAGGGAGGGAGAGGGGCACUGCAGGAACCUGCAGUGCCAGGAAAACUGAUAUGUUUUCCUGGUACUGGAGAGUCCCUUUAAGGUUCACUUAACCCCUUAGUGACCAGACCGCUUUUAAAUGUUCUUACCGUUUGGGACCAAGGCUGUUUUUACAUUUCUGCGGUGUUUGUGUUUAGCUGUAAUUUUUCUCUUACUCAUUUACUGUACCCACACAUAUUAUAUAACGUUUUUCUCGCCAUUAAAUGGUCUUUCUAAAUAUACCAUUAUUUUCACCAUAUAAUAUAAUUUACUAUAAAAAAAUGAAGUGAUUAAUUUUUUUUUUUAAUAAACCAGUUUUUCGAACUUUGACCCCCAAAAUCUGUUGCACAUCUACAACCACCAAAAAAUCCUGUGCUAAAUAGUUUCAACUAACAUGUUCUUAGCUUUUUUUGGAACGAUAUGGGGCUAUAAGUACACACUUUGCUAUUUCCAAUCCAUUUUCUUCCCCCAAAGUUAAAAGAAGUUACAUUGUAACACGGCUAUCUGCCAGAAAUCCCUGAAUAACCCUUCACAUGUAUAUAUUUUUAAAAAGACAACCUAAGGUAUUAAACUUAAGGUAUUUUGAUUAUUUUAAGGCAACCAUUUUACCACCAAUUUAUGCCAAAUUUAAAAAUAAAAAAAAAUAAUUGGUGAUUUUUUUUUUUAUCACACAUGUAGCAAUUUAAGAAUACAUGUACUGAGAACUUUAAGGGUUACUGCCAAAGAACACCUCAAUAUGUGUUCAGCAACAUCUCCCGAGUACAGUGAUUACCCCCCCCAUGUAUAGGUGUGUCGGGUUCUCUGGGAGAUAAAAAACCUUAUUUAGAGGGUGCGCAUUCCAACUUGGAAUUUUCACAGCUGGUCAUCAUGUACCCAUGUCCUAUUUGGGACUUUUUUGAAGCCAGGCAAUGAAAUUUACCCACAUCAAUUUUUUGAAAAGUAGACAACCCAGGAUAUUCAAUAUGGGUUAUGUCCAGUCUUUUUUAGUAGCUAUUUAGUCACAAACACUGGCCAAAGCUAGCAUUUAUAUUUGUUUAGGUAUUAAAAAUACAAAAAACUAUUAUGAACGCUAACUUUGGCCAGUGUUUGUGACUAAGUGGCUACUAAAAAAGACUGAACAUACCCCAUUUGCAAUACCUUGGGUUGUCUUCUUUUGCAAAUGGUAUGCCAUCAUGGGGGUAAUUCUCAUUCCUGGGCUACCAUAUGCUCUCAAAGGCAACAUAAUCAAUCUGGCAAUUUUUAAUGGAAAUGAGAGAUAGGAACAGAAGCAACAAAUAUCGGGUUGCUAUUGAGAAGUGGGGGGUAACCCCUAGUGGCUAUAGAAAAGGGAAAAGAGAGAAACUAAGCAAAAACAGAGAAACCAAGGGGUUAAUAUGUGUCAGUCCCAAAGGUUCCCUGUAGUUGCAGUGCAACCCAAAAGAAAAUAAUUUAAAAAACUAACUUUUAAUAAAUUCCUUCUAAAAAUUCAAAACAUAGAAAAUAACUGAUGGUAUCACAAAAAAUAAUAAAAAAAGGGAAAGAGAGGAGAAAGUACUUGCAGAAUGACUAGGUAGUACCCAGAGCAAGAGAGAGAAAGGGAUUGCCUAAUAAUACUUGAAGACAUCCAGUAAUAGCUAUUGUAAAAGGAGGUCUAAAGUAUAUCUUGCUGUGAAACCUAGUAUAAUGAGUACUAUCUCCUAACUCCCAUGACACUCAGGUUUAGAACACCUGCCUGAAUGUAAACAGAGUGAAACCUCAAUAGAAGGUAAGCAGAGGUACAAAUCAAAAUAUAAGUAAAAAAAAUAAUAAGUAAAGAGAGGGUGGUCUGCUAAGAAUGUCCUGUAAAAUCUAAACUAGUUCUAGCAAAUUAAAUUCUCUGGACUUUCUGUCUGGGUUGUCAGGCCAGUCCCCCAAAUUGCAGCCAAAAUAAUUACUUAAAUAUAUAUAUACUUAUUUACAUAUUUGAAGUCUUUGAAGAACUUUAUCUGACCUAUUAGAUUUACAACCAUUUCAUUCUACUACCAACACCGUAAUUAAAGUGGCCAUGUACAUAGCCUUCUACGGCUUUCUCAGGCCAAGAGAGUUUACUACCAUCACCACCACUCAGACAGAUAGAUAGAUGUCUUCAAAGAUCCCACCUACGCAAACACAUGGAUCACUACAUAUUGGCUCUACCACUUUCCAAAACAAGCCAACACUCACCACCGGUAGAAAUUACUUAUCUAACCCACAAUAAAUGGUGGCCAGUUGCGAUCCUAGAUUCAUACCUGCAAAACCCUACUUUACCACCAUCAAAACCAUUAUUUGUAUUACAAGGCUCAGUGCUUACUACAGCUACAUUCAUGAGAUAUAUAAGAUCUGUUUACUCUUCUACCUACUCGGGUCACUCCUUCCAUAUAGGGGCGGCUUCCACAGCCUCCAGCGCCAACAUACCAGUGCACUUUAUCAAAUCACUGGGGCAAUGGAAAUCUUCUGCUUACACAUGAUACAUACCCAAACCAGUACAAUAAAUGACUGGUUCAUUUGUAUGUAUUUGAUGACUGAAUUAAAUUUUGAUUAUUCACUUUUUGCCCUCUUUAUUUACAGGCCUACCGUAUCGUCGGUCCCGGCACACCACAACCGACUUGCUCUUCUACACUAUCCUACGCGUAUACUGGAACUUUACUCCUUAUACGGCUAUGUGCCCCUAACACAAAUAUAUAUAAUAUAUAUAUAUAUUUAUUUAUUUUUUUCAUUCUAAGUGUAUUUUGAUAAAUACACUGCUCCAAAAAAUAAAGGGAACACAAAAACAACACAUCGUAGAUCUGAAUGAAUUAAAUAUUCUUCUGAAAUACUUUGUUCUUUAGAUAGUUGAAUGUGCUGACAACAAAACACAAAAAUUUAAAAAUGGAAAUCAAAUUUGGAGGUCUGGAUUUGGAGUCACAUUCAAAAUUAAAGUGGAAAAACACACUACAGGCUGAUCCAACUUUGAUGUAAUGUCCUCAAAACAAGUCAAAAUGAGGCUCAGUAGUGUUUGUGGCCUCCACGUGCCUGUAUGACCUCCCUACAACGCCUGUGCAUGCUCCUGAUGAGGUGGCAGAUGGUCUCCUGAGGGAUCUCCUCCCAGACCUGGACUAAAGCAUCUGCCAACUCCUGGACAGUCUGACGUGGUGCAACGUGACGUUGGUGGAUGGAGCGAGACAUGAUGUCCCAGAUGUGCUCAAUUGGAUUCAGGUCUGGGGAACAGGGGGCCAGUCCAUAGCAUCAAUGCCUUCGUCUUGCAGGAACUGCUGACACACUCCAGCCACAUGAGGUCUAGCAUUGUCUUGCAUUAGGAGGAACCCAGGGCCAACCGCACCAGCAUAUGGUCUCACAAGGGGUCUGAGGAUCUAAUUUCGGUACCUAAUGGCAGUCAGGCUACCUCUGGCGAGCACAUGGUGUUAUGGACAGAAGAAUUAAAAUAAAAUGGCUAUUUACUAAUGUCUAUUUAUUCUGUGUUCACUAUGUUAAAACUGGCUGCUAGAGUAAAUAUUCCCUUCCCUGUGUUCAGUCACUAUUUGCUCUGCAAAUUCCUCCCAUCCUGCUAGCCUCCCCCCUUCCCAUCGGGCAAGCCUCAUGUAACAAAUUCCUGUGUUAAAAGAACAGCUUCCUUUAUUAAACUCCUCCCCCACUUCCUUUGUGCAAAGUAACAGCUAUGUGCCACGUGUAACAAAAUGGAGAAUCACUGUUAAAGUAACUACUACUCACUUCCCCCCCUCCCAUCGUGUAACCAAUAUGGAGCCGAAAUAUGGGUGGGAGAACUCUGUAAUGACGACACUACAUCCUUUAGGGGGUGUUUAGACAAGACCCCUUAGACUUUUAACCAAUUAAUGAAUGUAUACUGUAUGUUAACUGUGACUCUGUACAUGACGUAUUUCUGGUUUAAAAGGGAAUUGCACACCCUGGAAUAAAGGCCACUCUGAGUUCUUCAUAAACCUGCAAUGUGUCCGGUGUGAUUUACUUCCAGAAGACAUGCGCUCAAUCAAUUUAGAAAGGAGUAGAUAGACAAAUAAUCAAAGUUUUCUUUGGUAUCUAAAACAAUGGAGGGCUGUGCGGCCCCCUCAAAGAAAUGUCACCCCACACCAUUACUGACCCACUGCCAAACCAGUCAUGCUGGAGGAUGUUGCAGGCAGCAGAAUGUUCUCCACGGUGUCUCCAGACUGUCAUGUCUGUCACAUGUGCUCAGUGUGAACCUGCUUUCAUCUGAAUAGCACAGGGCGCCAGUGGCGAAUUUGCCAAUCUUGGUGUUCUCUGGCAAAUGCCAAAGGUCCUGCGUGGUGUUGAGCUGUAAGCACAACCCCCACCUGUGGACGUCGGGCCCUUAUACCACCCUCCUGGAGUCUGUUUCUGACCGUUUGAGCAGACACAUGCACAUUUGUGGCCUGCUUGAGGUCAUUUUGCAGGGCUCUGGCAGUGCUCCUCCUUGCACAAAGGCGGAGGUAGCGGUCCUGCUGCUGGGUUGUUGCCCUCCUAUGGCCUCCUCCACGUCUCCUGCUGUACUGGCCUGCCUCCUGGUAGCGCCUCCAUGCUCUGGACACUAUGGUGACAGACACAGCAAGCUCGCAUUGAUGUGCCAUCCUGGAUGAGCUGCACUACCUAAGCCACUUUAGUGGUAGCAUGAGACAGAGUCGACAACCCACACGAGUGAAAGCACCGCCAGCAUUCAAAAGUGACCAAAUCAGCCAGGAAGCAUAGGAACUGAGAAGUGGUCUGUGGUCACCACCUGCAGAACCACUCCUUUAUUGGGGGUGUCUUGCUAAUUGCCUAGAAUUUUCACCUGUUGUCUAUCCCAUUUGCACAACAGCAUGUGAAAUUGAUUGUCACUCAAUGUUGCUUCCUAAGUGGACAGUUUGAUUUCACAGAAGUGUGAUUGACUUGGAGUUACAUUGUGUUUGAGUGUUCCCUUUAUUUUUUUGAGCAGUGUAUAUUAAUAUCAAAAUACAGUUAGAAUAAAAUUACAUAUAUACACAUUUGUCAUUUUUAAAAUUAUUGAAACAUUUUUUACAAUAUAUUAUGUGUCAUUUUACUCUAAAUGUAUUUUUAUAUUACUAUAUGCAUACAUUAAUAAAAAUUACACUUUGUAUGACAUUAUAUAUGAUAAUGCAUUGAAUCAAGGAGUGGCCACUGGAAGUGUCCUUACGCUGUAAUGUGAACACUGAAGAGACAGUGUUUACUGCAAAAGUCCUGCAGGGACUGACUAUACUCACCAUAACAAAUACAUUAAGCUGUAGUUGUUCUGGUGACUGUAGUGUCCCUUAAGGCUGAGGCUAACGUGAUCAUAAAUGCCCCUGAGUGAGUCGUGUUAAAGCUCCAAUAGUUAGAAAGUACCCCUAACCAACGGUGGUAAAAGGAGGGGGUGGUGUGAGUUGCUACAAGGAAAACAUUACCAUGCAAGUGAUAGUUUUUCUGGUUUGGCUAUUUAGGUCUACAUUUACUCUCAAUUGACAAUUCUCACUUAUGCACAGAUUGACUUAUUUAAUAAAUAUUGUAAAGCGCUGCGGAAUCUGUUGGCGCUAUAUAAAACGGCAAUAAUAAUAAUAAAUCUUUAAAGACACAAAUACUCAAAGACAAUUUUCUCAAUCUGUUAAUUUUACAGAUUGGUCCAUAUGAUUUUACAUCAUUCAUUCUGAAGGGAUUGAAGCCAGGUUCAUUUGUAGAAGCUCAAGUGGCAGCAAAAGAUUUCACGGACUACGGCAAUUACAGCGAGUGGAGUUUAGUUGCAACAGGAAAACCACGGUGAAGGUCGUGAACGGAUGCUCCAAACAUGGAUGAAUUAUAAUCUAGUUUAAAUCUGUGUGCUUUUGAUUGCAUUUCAUAACUGAUGCUUGCUAUUGUGCAUACCCAACUCAGCAUUCCCUGGUCUGCUCAUACCAUUGCCAUACUAAAAAUGUAUCUGGAAACAUUAAACUCAAAGAACAUAACAGAAGUUCACUAUUAUAAAUCUUAGGGGCACAGUCAGAUCUCUAAAAGAGACAGUACCUUAAGGGUUAUUAACUACAGUGAGAAUUCAUAGUGAGUUUUAAACUUGAGGCCAGAGUAGCUGAAUUGAAACAAUUUUUCCAGUUUGCCUAUUUUAACCUUAACCGCUUCACCUCAUCCAUACCCCACAAUCAGGUGUACACGAUUUGCAUAAUUGCAAACAAAUUUUGUUUGCAAGUUAUGCCUUUAACCAGUCCUGAAAGUCACAGCUCGGGGGCAUUAAAAACUGCUCGCUUUAGCAGCUCCUCAACUCUGCUACAGUUCCUGCCUGAUGGGAGGGCGGUGGGCUGCAUCCUCUCCCCUCCGAUUUUGGGGGGUAGAUAUAUUACUACUAUAAUGGAUAUUGUCUGUUUUCUCAUAUGCAUGUUACAAGCCUCCAUACCUGAGCGGCGGGUGGGGACCCUAAAGUAAAAUAAUGGGGGGGCCCCGGCCCCCAAGCCUGGCUGGUGGGUGGGGGCCCUAAAUUAGAAUGAGGGGGAGACCUAAUGUCCUCCUCCCUGUCCCCAACCCCUGAGCGGUGGGUGGGGGCCCUAAAUUAGAAUGAGGGGGGAGGUGAGUGGUGGGUGGGGGCCCUAAAGUCCUCCCCCAUGGCCCCCACCCCUGAGCGGUGGGUGGGGGCCCUAAAUAAAAAAAAAUAACCCCUCCCUCCCCCGGGUGACUAGGGGUCCCCAAGCCCCUAGUCACCCCCCUCCCCCAAAAAAUUAACCCCAUCCUCCCCCUCACCCUAAAAAUAAAUUAGGGGGGACCAUUUAACUAAGUACCUGAAGAAAAAAAAAUCCAAAAAACCUUACCAUUUGAUGUUUUCUUUUUUCUAAAAUCUUUUUUCAGACCCCAAAAAGGCUAAAUAAAAAGCCAUAUUAACAAAAAAACAGAACACAAAAAAUAAAUAAAUUAAUCCAUCUUCACCUGGCGAGGGCUCCGCAGGGUGGGGGAAGGCUUAUAAAGCCUUGCCCCGCCCUGCAAUUAGGCUCAGAGCACUUUGAUUGGUGGGUUUAAGCCACUCAGAGUGCUCUGACAGGUAAGUCUCUACAUUUACCUGUCACAGCACUCGGAUUGAUGGAUUUCAAACCAACCAAUCAGAGUGCUCUGUGUCAUUUUACACAGCGUGGGAAAGUUCUUUGGAAUUUCCCCAUGCUGUGUAAUUUGACUCAACACUCUGAUUGGUGGAUUAAGUAGCGAGUAGGGGCAUCAUUUACUAAUACUAAGUAAUGUUUACUUAGUAUUAGUAAAUUUGGCUGAAAGACCAAUUUAGGUCUUUCAGCCUUUUAGUAGAUAGCUCUCUAAUACCGUGGGAAUUAGGGAGUUACCUACUUAUUCAUUCCUGUCAUUACAUGACUGGCAAGUGUUGCAAAUGCUUACAGCUAUGUUUGUAUGCUUUUUAUUUAAAAUUGUAUACAGUGUAACAUUCUUCUUCCACUGGGUAAGUAUAUUAGUACUUAGGCAAUACUGUGCUUCAGAACUUCAGGACCUUGGUAAUUCAGCACUUCGGACAUUCGGAAGUACCUGAAUGUCUGAAUUGCCCGAAAUUCGUCCGAAUUCAUAUUCGGCCCGAAGUGAAUUGCACAUGUCUAUUAAAAUUAAUUGCCAAAGACAGCAAGACCAACACCCUGAAAAUGUUUAAAGUACAUUAAUGCCAAAAAGGCAAAGAGUGAAAGUGUUGGUACAUUGGAAUCUGAGAUGGGCAAGUUCAUCAAGGAGGAUCAGGACAAUGCAAUUCUAAAUAUUUUUCUUCACUAUAUUGGGAAGAAGAAUCUAUGGAUGUAGAUUUGAAAAUCCAUUACAAAAGCCUUACGACAAACAGGUUUCUUCAAAAAUUAAAGUUAAUGUAAACAAAGUCCCAGGGCCAGAUGGUAUUCCCCUACGAGUGAUUAGGGGACCUGUGUGUAGAAAUAUCCAUACUACCGUUUACAAAGUAUUAAAAAACUAAACCUAGAAACUAGAGACCUGUGAGAUUAACAGUUAUGCAAGAAUUAAUUUUGAACAAUAAAAUCAGCAGGCAUUAACACAUGUCAUGCCAAAACUUAAAGGGACACUGCAGGCACCCAGAACACUUAAUUUCAUUCCUGUCCCCUUAACACUGCAAUGUAAAACAGCUGGUAAUAAAAAACAAGGGCUAUCCAAAUAUUGACGUGUAUAUGAUUUCAAUAAGUAUAUAACCUCUUCAUUAUCUGCUGCUUCUAUAUAAACAUUUCAAGUGAUGAGUUUACACAUGAUAUUUGAUUUCAAUUUCCUUUUAUUUAAAUGUUAUUUUCUAUAUUUUUUUUAAUUAUUUGUAUUUGUUAGAACUGUAUAAAAUGC